GAAAGAACAUGUCAAACUCCGUUCUAUGCAUACGCACUGCGGUCGCAUGUGCUUUUUUUGACUAACCGCGCGGCGUUGUUGAAUAAGUUAUCUAAUUUCUGGUCAAAAAGGUGAAUUUUCUCCCGUUUUAUCAGAUAAUAAGGAAAGGUGACAAUUUACAACGACGUGAAACCAGGCUUAAACUACUAUAAUGGGUAAACCAGAUUUCUCUCCUCGCGGUAGAGGUGGAGGUCGUGGUGGUGGCGGAGGCCGAGGUGGUCGAGGAGGCGGUAGUGGCCGUGGUGGGUUUGGUGGUCGAGGAGGAGGUGGUGGACGUGGAGGUUUUGGUGGACGCGGUGGCGGAGGCCGAGGUGGUCCCGGUGGACGAGGUCGUGGCGGCGGAGGUGGUCGCGGCGGUGGUGCUAAAGGCGGUGGAUUCAAGGGAGGAAAAACCGUAGUAAUUGAGCCACAUCGUCACGAGGGAGUGUUCAUUGCCCGUGGAAAGGAGGAUGCGCUGGUCACGUUGAAUCUUGUCCCUGGAUCAGAAGUUUACGGCGAAAAAAGGAUAUCGGUUGAGACAAAUGGAGAGAAAAAUGAAUACAGAGUCUGGAAUCCUUUUCGAUCUAAGCUGGCAGCUGCAGUGCUUGGUGGGGUAGACAAAAUUCACAUGCCCCCAGGUUCAAAAGUGCUUUACUUGGGUGCUGCCUCAGGUACCACCGUAUCACAUGUCUCGGAUAUUGUUGGUCCGGAAGGCUUGGUCUAUGCCGUAGAAUUUUCUCAUCGUUCGGGUCGUGAUUUGAUUAAUGUAGCAAAGAAACGAACCAACAUCAUCCCCAUCAUUGAAGACGCUCGUCACCCGCACAAAUAUCGAAUGCUUGUGGGUCUCGUGGAUACCGUCUUCGCUGACGUUGCCCAACCAGAUCAGGCUCGUAUUGUAGCACUGAAUUCACAUCAAUUCCUACGAAAUGGAGGACAUUUUGUAAUUUCGAUUAAAGCAUCCUGUAUUGAUUCCACAGCCGUUCCAGAAGCGGUUUUUGCUGCCGAAGUUAAAAAGUUACAAGCUGAAAAACUCAAGCCUCAGGAACAGAUUACACUGGAACCUUACGAACGUGAUCAUGCUGUAGUGGUGGGAGUAUAUAGACCGCCACCGAAAAGUGCGUCAUGAAAAAUUAUUGCCGUAGCGCGUAACUUUUAUUUUGCUUAUAAAGUUUACGUUUAACAUUUCUAAUGUUGACUACAGACCGUUUCUUCUGAAUAGAUAUAUUCACCAAGGAAUAUUUUUCGUGAAAGAAUUGCAACAAGAUAGAAAUAAUUAUAAAACCAGAUUUAAUGUGACAUAUACAAGGAAAUAAAAAUAAAACUAUUUCA
Molecule: messenger RNA, 1347 nt
Organism: Topomyia yanbarensis
Lineage: Eukaryota; Metazoa; Arthropoda; Insecta; Diptera; Culicidae
Gene: Fib
Product: rRNA 2'-O-methyltransferase fibrillarin
Exons: 3
Coding region: 191-1144 (317 amino acids)
Biological process (GO): rRNA methylation; box C/D sno(s)RNA 3'-end processing
Cellular component (GO): box C/D methylation guide snoRNP complex; nucleolus; Cajal body
Molecular function (GO): RNA binding; histone H2AQ104 methyltransferase activity; rRNA methyltransferase activity
Source: RefSeq, a predicted model, not a curated record